AUGCAAAAAGAGUCUCCUCACGUGAAAUACAUCCUCCUUAUGCCUGUCGUGAUAUGCUAGUUUAACAGACUAGGUUAACAUUGUCUGUCCCUCUACGUCAUGACCUCACAAAUUAACCGACAAAUUAACCCGAACGACGGUUGACCCAGGGUGACCUUGAAUAAAUUCUUAGUUGAUUUGAUUGACGAUUAGCGUUGUUCCGGCUGAGAACUGAAAAUGAAGAGGAGCGCGAUAAUGAAUUGGCAUCCUACCAGAAGAAAACUACCAGUCAGCCUGGAAAGAAAUACUUCACCAUGCUACUAGUACUUGGUACAUUGUUCCUAGGUUAUAUAGCCAUAGCGAAUGACUUAAAACCCAUCAGAAUAGGCAGUAAGGCUAUUGAUACCCUAGCACUUUCAUUUAAUUUACAAAAACCGUUCUACGUGGUUGUGAUCGACGCUGGAUCUACUGGUAGCCGCGUAUUAGCGUUUAGCUUUCACGAGUCCAUUCUCAAUGGCAAUUUAGUGCUUGAUAAUGAACUAUUCAAAGAAAUAAAACCUGGCUUAAGCUCAUUUGCCGACAAACCGGAGGAUGCUGCAAAGUCUCUAACUACACUUCUGAACGAGGCGAAGGCGGUGAUUCCACAGUCGGAAUGGCCUCGUACAUUGCUGACGAUGAAGGCCACGGCAGGGCUGAGGUUGUUGCCGGAGCAUAAAGCCAAUGGCAUACUAGAGGAGUGCAGAAAGUUGUUCCAAACGUCCGGAUUCCAGAUCGCGAGAAAUUCUAUCUCCAUAAUGGAAGGCACAGACGAGGGAAUCUUCUCCUGGUUUACCGUCAAUUUCUUACUGGACCGUUUUAACUCACUCAGCUCUCAAACUACCGUGGCCGCGUUGGAUCUCGGCGGUGGUUCUACGCAAGUUACGUUUCAACCGGAUGGCGUCCAGGCGAAAAAAUUAGAAAAACAUGUUUACUCCAUCAAUGUAUUCAAUCACAACAUGAGUCUGUACACGCAUAGUUACUUAGGCAUGGGUCUAAUGGCUGCCAGAAAGGCGAUUUUGACCUAUGAUAUGAAUCUUGAGGAUACAAGUCUCAAAGUUCCCAUAGAGAUACAUUCCGAGUGCAUCAAUCCGAUCGUAUCUACCGAAUGGUCUUACCAAGGGCGCAAUUACAUUGUAAAAGGUCCAACAAAUGGCACAUAUAAAUUAGUUAAAACACAAAAUUUUGCUGGCGGAGAUGAGAACAAACCGAUAGUACGCUUUGCGGAAUGUUUAAAGAUUAUUGAGAAAUAUAUUGGUACUCUCACAGAAAAACCAAUAGGUUUGAAGGAUCACGAAGUAUAUGCUUUUUCGUACUAUUUUGAACGUGCGACUGAGGUAGCAUUAAUAGAUCCAUUUUCGGGCGGAAUGGUGCAAUUGAAUUCAUUUUUUAAACAAGCCACGGAGACGUGCGACUAUCCAAACACAGAUCAACCGUUCAUGUGCUUGGAUUUGACAUUUAUUUAUGUUCUGCUAAGAGAUGGAUUUGGCUUGGAACCGUCGACUAAGCUGCAUCUUUAUAAGAGGAUCAAUGGCCAUGAAUUAAGUUGGGCAUUGGGAGCCGCAUUCAAUGUUCUCCAAAAUGGACUUUGACUUUUAUUGUUCUAUUAUUGUUAGUUGAGUUUUUAUUCUAAAUUUCUAAUUAAAAAGACAAAGCAGGAAACAUGCAAUUAAAGAAAAAGGAACAUGUAAAAAUAAUAUGUUUUCACGUUUUUUAUAUAAAAACUUUGGAUUUAAUGAAACAUAAUUACUGACGCUCACUGCACAAUUGCCUAAUCGUACAAUUGUCUAUUCAAACAUCUCUAUUACAAUUUAAAGGAAAGCAGUAUUUGCUGUAUACUUUUAUGUAUAAGUAUAAUAUAUUUUUAUCUGAAAAUAUCACAUCUUAUGAAAAACA
Acromyrmex echinatior (Panamanian leafcutter ant) is the source of this 1911-nucleotide messenger RNA. RefSeq names its product ectonucleoside triphosphate diphosphohydrolase 5. The record is from RefSeq and is a predicted model, not a curated record. Gene Ontology annotation, molecular function: hydrolase activity. Lineage: Eukaryota; Metazoa; Arthropoda; Insecta; Hymenoptera; Formicidae.